This is a messenger RNA of Telopea speciosissima, 1185 nucleotides long. Its product is annotated as eukaryotic translation initiation factor 2 subunit alpha homolog. Gene Ontology annotation, cellular component: eukaryotic translation initiation factor 2B complex; multi-eIF complex; eukaryotic 48S preinitiation complex. NCBI's taxonomy places the organism in Eukaryota, Viridiplantae, Streptophyta, Magnoliopsida, Proteales, Proteaceae. The transcript has 7 exons. The record is from RefSeq and is a predicted model, not a curated record. The coding region runs from base 93 to 1115 and encodes 340 amino acids. Gene Ontology annotation, molecular function: translation initiation factor activity; ribosome binding; RNA binding.
UCCCCCAAUUCUCUUCAAUUAAAGCUUCUUUUCUUCUUCUUCUCUUUCAGAGAUUUACUGUUUCUGAACCCUAGAAACCCUUUUAUUGCCUCAUGGCGACGAACACUCCAAAUUUAGAGUGUCGUAUGUACGAAGCUAAAUAUCCUGAAGUCGACAUGGCAGUGAUGAUUCAAGUAAAGAACAUCGCUGAUAUGGGUGCCUAUGUGUCGCUUCUGGAGUACAACAACAUUGAGGGCAUGAUACUCUUCUCUGAGCUUUCUCGUCGUCGGAUUCGGAGUGUUAGCAGUCUGAUUAAGGUGGGACGAAUAGAGCCUGUGAUGGUUCUUAGGGUUGAUAAGGAGAAAGGUUAUAUUGAUCUCAGCAAGAGACGGGUUUCGGAUGAAGAAAUCGAGGCUUGUGAGGAGAGGUAUAACAAGAGUAAGCUUGUACAUUCUAUCAUGCGCCAUGUUGCUGAGACCAUGCAAGUUGAUUUAGAGGAUCUGUAUAUCCAUGUUGGUUGGCCUCUAUACCGCAAAUAUGGACAUGCUUUUGAGGCAUUCAAGUUAAUUGUGGCCGAUCCUGAUUCAGUUCUAAAUUCAUUCACGCGUGAAAUUAAGGAAGUUGGGCCCGAUGGUCAGGAGGUCACUAAGGUAGUGCCAGCUAUGUCAGAAGAUGUGAAAGUGGCUUUGUUAAAAAAUAUUAGGAGGCGGAUGACUGCACAGCCACUGAAGAUUCGUGCAGACAUUGAAAUGAAGUGUUUUCAGUUUGACGGGGUUCUUCACAUCAAGGAAGCAAUGCGGAAGGCUGAAGCUGCUGGGAAUAAUGAUUGCCCAGUGAAGAUUAAAUUGGUUGCUCCUCCCCUCUAUGUUCUUACCACUCAAACUCUGGACAAGGAGCAAGGGAUAUCUGUUCUUAAUAAUGCGAUCAAAGCCUGCACCGAAGCAAUAGAGAGUGAAAAGGGAAAACUUACAGUGAAGGAGGCACCAAGAGCUGUGAGCGAACGGGAAGAUAAACUACUUCCUGAAAACAUGCCAAAUCCGAAUGAGGAGGUUAGUGGUGAGGAAGUCAGUGAAGAAGAAGACACUGGAAUGGGAGAAAUUGAUCUGGAAAAUACAGCCACUGGAAUAACAGAGUAAAGGCAGAGAUAGUUGAUUGAUAUUGGAACUUAUAAUUUUUUCAUGGCCAUUGUUGAGAGUAGUUAUUGUA